Molecule: messenger RNA, 5718 nt
Organism: Gastrolobium bilobum
Lineage: Eukaryota; Viridiplantae; Streptophyta; Magnoliopsida; Fabales; Fabaceae
Product: serine/threonine-protein kinase ATM-like
Exons: 47
Coding region: 37-5718 (1893 amino acids)
Biological process (GO): DNA damage response
Molecular function (GO): protein serine/threonine kinase activity
Source: RefSeq, a predicted model, not a curated record
UGGAUUAGAUGUAUAGCCAUUGAGUGCGUAACGAUCAUGGAGACGGUCACUUCCAGAGACGUUCAAGAGAUUGUAGACAAACUCUCAUCCGACAAAGCUAGAGCUCGCGAUGAAGGGAUCAAGUUAUUAAGUACAUGGUUAGAAAGAUCAAAGAACUUCAUCAAAUUUAUUGGACAGAACACUGCAAAGCUUAGACCGGAUGAAGUUGCUCACUCUGAAACAUGGCCUUUUCUUGUUUCUUUACUUAUUCAAUGUGCGUCGUUGGAAUCCUCGAGGAAAGAUCCAAACGUGAUAUAUGCAAAGACUCUUAGAGUUGUUGUGCAACGAGCGGAAGAUGCUAAAUAUUCAGGGAAAAUUUUGCCAUUGUCAUCUGUGAUUAUACCACUUUUUAACCAUGUUUUGGAUGUCCUGAGAAAUGUUCCACGCUUUCAGUCAGAGUAUGGGAUUAUCCUUCGGCAUCUAUUGACAGUUAGGGAUUAUAGUUUCCACAUGAAGAAGCCCAUUUACCGCAGCCUGGUGAAACUGUACAUUGGUAAAGUUGAAGCGAGCUUGAAUGGGAAAAUUAGUAGGGAUUCUACUCCCAAGGGGGAGGUGUUCCGCUAUAUCUUAACGCUUCAGUCGCUUUUGGGAAAUCCUCCUAGAGACUACCCUAAUAAUCUAAGAGAAGACAUUGUUAAGGGGUUUGUUAGGAUCUGUUCAUUCAUCAGGGAAGAGGGAAUGACAUCACGCAAGCUUAUUGAGUGUAUAAAUACAUAUUUGUUAAAUGAUGGUCCUAAUUUGGGCUUUCAGCUGUUAGAGAUCCAUAGUGCCAUGCAGCAGUUUGUGUUCUGCUGUUGGCUGACAACACAUGAUCGAGUUCUUAAGGAUUCACUUAUAUUCUAUGCAAGGAUACAGUUAAAUUUAAUGAGAGGUGCUGGUGAUAGGAGUUUAUUGGUAGAACAGCUUUUGGAUGUGAUUUGUAAGGAUCUUGAUCAGGGUAGCAUGUCUAGUACUUCAAUUCCGCGGGGGAACAGAAAUAAAGAUGAUAAACUUGGAGCUUUGAGUAGCUCACAAUGUGGCUUGGUGGAGCUUGCAGCAGUUCUAUUUUAUAGGGCAUGCCUUAAUACAACCAGAGCCUCAUUAAGUGAGAAACGGGUUAAGAGGGAUCCAGCUGCUUUGAUCUUGAGGGAGGCACUCAUGAAAGGCAAAUGGUUAUGGAGUGCUGCAUUUUGUUCUCUCACUCGAAACUACCAUACUCACAUUUGCAAAGAUCUGUUUCUCUACUGGUUUGAAGGCAUAUGGAUGAGCUUUGACAGAAUCCUGAAUUCGGCGAAUAUUGAUUGUGCCUAUGAUGGUUUGUUGUGGACUAUGCGGAGUUUGCAGGAACUUUCAUCUGUUCUGUUGCUUCCAAACUCAAUGAUGGAGAUAUCCUCAAUUUCAAAUGAGUUCAUCAAUGGUUGGCAACUACUAUGGAGUACUUUAGUGCAUGGAUUGCCUAUUUUCAGCAAUAUAUCUGCUCUUGUGGAUGCUGCUUUGGUACUUCUUAGUAAUAUAGCCUCGAAUGAUUUAGUGAAUACAUGUGUUAUACCUCAAGAUGUGUGGGAUCUUCAGUUUUUCAAAAGAUCAACUUCAAUACCUGUCUUGUAUUUUUUCUCAUGUUACUUUUCAAGGAAAAGUUCCCAUACUGACCUCCGGGAUAUUUUACAUCUGAGGAAGAACCUUCUAAGAGCAUCUUUGAGUAAUCUUAAUUGGAAGGGUUAUUCAACUUUGAAUGAACGGAUGGUGUUGUUCCUUCCUAGUGCUAUGUACGCACUUUGUUCAGGUUGUGUUCCUUUUACUCAAUGCUUUAAAGAACUUCCUUUAGUAUACAGCUCUGUCCACGUUGCUGAGGUUCUAAAUGACUGUCUUAAGUUAGAAGACUCUAGAUACCAAUGUCUACAUGAAUUUUUGGAUUGCUCUGUGGAAGUUCUCACAAAAAUUGACAAGGUUUCUGAAGUUGAGGUUUCCCAAUCGCAAAGAUAUCCACGUGUACGUAUUCCCCAUGAAAUAAGUGAUCAGCUAUUGCAUGAAAUGGAGAGCUCUAUUCUUGGAGCAUUGGUGGAAGAAGAGAUUAACCAGAUGCGGUUACCUGAUAUUUUCUUAAUAUGUUCUCUCUUGUCUAACAUACUAUAUGGAUCUUUUUUCACAAGGAAAAAAAUUGUUUCACUCCAAUCAAAGUUAAGCCAAUACUUGCAAGUGAUGCUUGAUAAUGCUGCCAGAAUCAUUCAAAAAGACGGUGAUCUCCGGGCUUUUAGUUGCUUAAGUGAUGAUCCUAAUGGUGAUGAUGUGGAUUCUCUUGCUGCUUCUGUUCGUUGUUUCCUUUCAUCUCCUCUAUUUUACAAAUGGAGGGAUCAAAAUUUUGUGGACUUUGUUCCAUUUGGUGAGGUAAUCCAAUCUGUGGAGAGACUCUUGAAAGCAUUUGUCAAUCUAUAUCAAUGUUAUUCUCAGCAUGUGAUGAACCUUCAGUCUGAGACGAUCAUGCAAGAUAUAGCUUCAAUUGGUAGUAUUCACGGUUCUUGCUCACAUAACAGUAGUAAAAGCAGGAUUGUGGAUAUGGAAUUGGAUGUAAAUGAUGAUUCUAGAGACGUAGAUAGUGAAGCAGUUGGGAAAAAAAUAAGCAGUGGAGUUUCGUCUUCUGCAGAGAAGUGGAAAAUGGGCAUGGUAUCACUUAUUUCCAGUUUUUUCUCUGCUUCACACGUUCUUACGUGGGAUAUCCUCUUCAAACUAAUGGAGAAAGAAUAUGAUCCUAAGGUGCGUGAAAAAAUAUUGUAUCAUCUCUGUCAAAAUCCUCAUUGGUCUUCUGCUGCAAAAUUUAUUGGUUUGGUCAGCGUAAUGAAUGAUAUUAUUGAAGAGCAAGUUAGACUUAAGCUUGCUUGUGAUAAUGUAUUGACUUCUAACCAUGCUUUACUAACUAACUUAUCCUGCCUGGAUGCUAUUGGUAAGGACAAAUGUAGCCUGUGCUUGGAGGAAAUUGAAACUGAACAGUGCUUUCUCUCACUAGGAAAUGUGGUGCAUAAACUUUCAAAAGUUUAUCUUGAUUGGUUUGGACGAGUGAAGCUGAUUGGUUGCAUCUGGAAUCUUGUUUUACUCCAUCCUCAAAUUGGUCAGACAAUGAUAGAACGGUUACUUUCGAUGCUCAAAGAUACUGACUACCGAGUUCGAUUAUUUCUAGCAAGGAGAAUUGGUGUUCUUUUCCAAACAUGGGAUGAUCAUGAAGAGCUAUUUCAGGACAUUUGUUUAAAUUUUGGUGUUCAAUUGGUGGUUUAUUCGAAAGGAAAAGUUGUCAAUGCAAAGGAGGUAUUAGCUGCUGGUCCUCAGCCUCAACCUAUAAUGGAAACAGUUGUGAUUACUCUUAUGCAUCUUGCCUUACAUAGUGAGAAGAUUGAAUUGCAGGCUGUUUUCAUGAUCUGUGUGGUUUCUGCCAUUGAUCCUUGUCAUAGGGAAUUGAUCUGCACUGUACUUGACAAUCUUUCUGGAGAGCUUCAAUAUAUGACUAGAAUGAAGUACUUAGAGGAGCUUUUGGGACCAAUUCUCUUUUGUUGGGUAGCCUGUGGCGUAAGCUUAGUUGCACUUGUUGAGACAAGGCAUCUCUUCAUACCAGAUGCAGAACCUGGUCAGUUCCUUCAGUAUUGUUUUCCAUGGCUUCUUCCUGCUCUGCUUCUUCAUGAGAACAGUUCCGAUCUCGAUUGGGUUGCCAAGGUUACUUGUCAACCUUUGACAGUUAUUGUAAAAAACCACUUCGCUUCGAUAUUUUCAGUUUCUAUGGGUUUGCAUUGCAGUAAGAUACCAGGAUCGGAGAGGGGUACACUUGUACUUCAGAGUUCCGUUUUGCAGUUUGCUCAGAUAUCUGAGGAUGAACGGGACAAACUCAUAAAGAAACAUAUGGUCUCUAUCGUGAGCUGUAUUUUAUCUCUGUCCUCUUGUUCAUCUUAUCCUGUAGUCCCUUUCUUUUCCAAGGAUGCAGUGGCACUUGCAAUUCAAACAAUUGUUGAUGGAUUUCUGGACUUGGAUGAUAAUCGUACAAGUGCUGCUGUUAUUGAUAGGAUCAACAUAUUUCGCCCUGAUAGAACUUUCAUGUUUUUGGUAGAAAUUCAUUAUAAAAUUGCGGCAGCAUCUCAUUACAGGCAUAAGUGCCACCGAUUGGCCGGAAUUGAGGUGCUUAUUAGUAUUCUUGGAAAGAGAGCUGCUGUUUUAAGCACUUCCAAUUAUCUUUUGAACUUGAUUGGGCCAUUGAUUGGAUGUCAUGCUUUACAUGAACAAUGCUGUCAUAUACUUUCUGCAUUGUUGCUACUUUUUAAAGAGAGUACAUCCGCAGAUAUCAGCAGUAUGCUUGGGGAACAGCUCCAGUUUCUUGUUUCAAAGUUGGUGGCGUGUUGCAUUCCUUCUAAAACCAAAAAUUUGUGUGAUAGCACUACAUCACAAGUUUUAUCUCUGCUCCGUAUGUUAACUGUAGAUUCUGAUCCAUCUAUGUAUGGUUAUGUCAAAGAAUUGGAAUCAUUCCCUGAAUUAAAAAUCUUUGAUGAGAUAAAGAUGUUCCAUGAAGAAUUAUGCCACACUUACUCUAUACGUGACCACUUAUUGAAGUUUGUAAAGAAGUCUUGCUUUCUUCCGCCAAGGUUACUUUUAUCAGGUCUCCAGGGGUUGCAUAAUAAAUUACUGAUUGGAGAAACCUUUCAAAGAAGACAGAUAGCAGAAGGUCAUUUAAACGAGAGAUAUUGGCAUGGUGAUCAUGAAAUCGUGGAUGCAGUCUGGACACUUGUUCACUUGUGUGGCUCAAAUGAUGCAGGCGGUGUUAGAGAAUUGGUUUCAGAUUUCAUUUCUAGGGUUGGUGCAGGGGACCCAUAUUCUGUUGUUUUCCAUCUUCCUGGCCAGAGUAGUCAUAUUCGUGUUGGUAAAUCUAUUGAUAUCAGUAUUGCAGUGGAAAUCAGUUCCAGCAUAGACACAUGCAUCUCUGAAGAACUUUUGGUUGUCCUUAUAAAAUUUCUAACGAAAUAUCUGAUGGAUGAUUCUGUGAAAAUUGUUGAUAUGGCAUCACAAACUCUUCGCGGAAUACUUUCAACUGAAAGAGGCCAAAGUGCUUUACAGUCUUUUGAUUCUUAUCAGAGAUCUCUGGUUGAGGUGCAUUCUAAAGGUACUAACAUCGAACUUGUGGAAAGUUUCCUUUUGUACCUGGAUAGGAAGUCAAAAGUCGUUCCUUCUCCAACAAUGUCAUUGGAGAAGUCUACUGUGUGGGUUACAGAUGGUAAAUCUUUUGAGAUGUGGGUUUGUCCAUUGGUUUAUUCACUUAUUGUCCACUGCAAUGACGUGAUGCUAAGAUUGUGUCAAGAUAUUGUGCUGUUUAAAGCUGAAGUUGCUGAGCUUAUUUUGCCAAGUAUUUUUGUCAAUAUCGCUGCAAGAAAGGAUCUGGAGAUUGAUCUUCACAAAUUAAUCUGUUUGCAGUUGAAGGAGCAUAUAUUUACAGAGUCUAAUAAAUUGAUCAAAUCGAUUCAAGUGGUUUUAAAUUGCCUUAAUGAACUUCGAAUUUGUCAUGUCAUGGAAAGAUCUUCAUUUGUGCCAUCAAGGCGUGAAAAGUCCAAGGUUGCUAUAUUACAAGAAAUUGCAGGUUUGGAAUUGUUUGCCAAUAACAACAUGUGUCAAUUCAUGGUGAACGAAAAGGAUUUCCUAGGUAACCCAAUUUCUGUCCAGAAUGGGUACCCAUAA